Messenger RNA from Agelaius phoeniceus (red-winged blackbird), 1585 nucleotides. The record is from RefSeq and is a predicted model, not a curated record. NCBI's taxonomy places the organism in Eukaryota, Metazoa, Chordata, Aves, Passeriformes, Icteridae.
UGACCAAUCAGCGGCCAGAUCGCGGAGUGAUGGCAGAAUCAGCCAAUCGCAGCGAGGGGCGGGCUCUGCACACGGCACUGCCUCGUCUCCCUUUCCCCGAACUCCCGGCAUUUCCCGGCAGCCGCGGCUGAGGAGCGGCGCUGGCGCGGGGCCCGGCCCGGGCAGGAGGCGAAGGAGCCGCUGCUGCUGCCCCGAACCGCCGGGAGCCCGGCGUGACCGGGCCCUGAGGGCGCUGGGAGCUGGGCGUCCGUUAUUGGCCACAAGGGAUCCCACGGAGGAGAUCGAAGUGCUGGACCCUGAAACCAGGUCGCCGUGGCCUUCACAAGAAGGCAACAUAGUGGUGCCGAAACCCGGGAUCGGGACGAGUCCGGGCGACGGGAGUACUCCUGGCCAGGGGACAGCACUCAACGCCGGAACGGCCAUAGCGAAGAAGGGGGACGCCCCAGGACCCACGAUUCGUAUGGAAGCGAUAGCGAAGGUCGUAAGUUUGAUACAUAUGCAAUGGGGAAUCAAAUGUGAACUCAGGAAUUUUAAUCUCGCAUUGACGAGACUCCUAGAGAUUGGGGUCAUUUCUCGACCCAUAGAUAUAUUGCACUCUGAGGUGUGGCAGAAAUGUACUGUCGCGCUAGCAGAGGACACAAAAGCCACAGGCAGCAGCAAAAGCCUGAAAGCGUGGGGGAAGGCAGAAGCCGCCCUACGCAAAGCAUUAGAAGAACAGGAGACGUGGAAUGCUGCGCGCUCCUGUUUGUUAAUCGCGCCACAGCUGGGGGAGGGGGCGAUAAUGCGAACCCCCCCCGGUGGCGACCCGAUUGAGAGCGGGGAGACGGGGGGGCCGGGCGCGACCCAUCCCUCCUCCAGCCCAAAGCCCCCGGAGCCCUCGGAGCCCCCGGGGGACCCCCUGACCCCUUCGGGGGACCCGCCGGGGCCCAGACCACCUCCGGAGCCCCCCGGGGUGCCCGCGGACCCCUCGCCCAACCCUUCCCCGCCGCUAGCCGACUUAGCGCAAGAAGCGGAGGGACUCGCACGGUCCUUUUGGGAGGGGCUGGCGACAGAAGCCCGAAAUAUCGAGAGGGCUGGCGCGCGGGCGGGCGGCGGAGGGGAUCCGCCGCCCUACCCGUUUGAAUAUGGCGCGGGUGGCCGGGAAGAGGGGUGGAGCCCGCCGGUCCGCGGCAGGACGAACCCAGAACCGCGGCCAGCUGCGAACACGCAUGCGCGGGAAACCAGCGCUGAGCCCAUGCCCGGCCGAGAUCCUCAGUAUCGCACCUCCGCCAGCGAUACAAUGGCAGAGCUAUGCAGCACCACCAACCGUACCCUCACACCCCCCAUCAUCAACGCAAGCGCUACAGGACCAGCAGGGGACGCCCCAAACCGGGACCCCUGGGUGGCCCUGGCCAUGAAAAUAGGGAAGGAACCCCUGAGGCCAUCCCUGAAGGACAGCCGUGCGCAGUGCUGGACAUCAAAGACUGUUUCUUCUCGAUACCCCUACAUCCAGACGACAGAGAACGCUUUGCCUUUUCCGUCGCGUUUCCAAACGGUAAUCGGCCUAACCUCCGUUUCCAAUGGAGGGUACUUCCACAGGGCCUAG